AUGAACAACACACCGGAAGAAAAGCCACAGCGGGCAACUGCCGCGCAGCUGGCGGCCAGAAAAAUUCGACCAAUGCGCUCUAGACGCCAAACACCCGCGGGCAACGCAGGUGCACCUGCCCCGACGUUUGGUGGCGCCUUCAAUCCCAUUGACCCCAACACAGUAUCCUCCCCAAUGGCGAGCUCGCAACCCCCAUCUACGGGAUUUACAUUUGGACAGAACCAAAGUUUUCCGGGUGCGAACUCGACGCCCAGCCAGUCCACGCAAAGUGGCUCGACCCCGUUCUCUUUCGGUGCAAGCACACCAAGUGGUGCAGGAUCGUCUUCUUUCAGUUUCUCAUCCUCAUUCGGUGGCCCUCAAGCAAAUAAUCCUUUCGCAAGCAUGAACACCGCGAGUACUACUCAGCAGUCGGCUCAGCAGCCAGCAGCCUUCUCAGGGUUCCAAGGCUCUAUUUUCAGCGCCCCGCCAGCUGGAAACCAGUCUGCAACCCAGCAACAGCAACCCUUACCCUCUGGCCCACUCUUCGGAGCCGGGGGCGCACAGAGUAACACCGGAGGUCUCUUUGCAAGCAACAGUGCUGGAUCCUCUACGCAAAACGGAACUGCAACCCCUACCACAACCAAUAUCUUCGGUCAGAGCACUACCGCUUCUGCACCUUCCAAUGGCAUAUUUGGCCAAUCCAGUGCAGCCAAGCCCUCCGUCUUUGGCCAGUCGAGUCCAUUUGGAGGAUCGGACUCAAUGCAUACCUCUCCAGAUGCUAAAUCAGUCACCAGCCAGAAGUCUUCUUUCCCUAGUACCAGUGUAAGCUCAACGCCUAGCUCACCGGCUCCCUCCAAGGAAGACAGCACCAAGAGUGACAGCAAGCCACUCUUUGGCGGCGCUUUCACUGGCGCAUCGACCUCGUCUAGCGAAUCUCCAGCGAAGUUUUUGUUUGGAGCCAAGCCGACCGAGCAAACUCCUGCUUCCGCCCCUAUCUUUGGCGCCACUCCCACUCAGAGCACGGCCGCGUCUACAGCCUCAAAGCCAGCAACAGCGCCUGCUGCUACUAACGCUCCGUUCACUGGCCUGUUCGGCGCUGCGCCGUCGGCUAGUCCAGCCACUCCCUUCAAAACCCCUUUCCAAUCUUCAAACCUUUUCUCAGGUGCACCUUCCAGCACACAGAAGCCAUCCGAAGAGAAGAAGGAUCAGGAGCCGAAAACUGCAGAUAAACCGAAGAACACAUUUCAAUUCAAUUCGCCGGCGACUACAGCUCCCUCAUUGUUUUCGAAUGCUGGCGCCAGCUCUGCAGCUCCAGCUCCUUCGACUGGAUCGUCUCAACCCUCAUCAACCGGAAACCUUUUCGCGCCGAAGACGACAGCAUCUUCAGACCAGGAGAAGCCCAAGGCGGCAGUAACAAAUCCUUUCGGUAAUCUGUUCAAUGCGCCGAAGCCCGCGACCUCGAGCGAGUCGGUGCCUGAGCAAAAGCCAGCACCCGCAAAUCCCUUCGGCAAUCUACUCUCACCCAAACCCACAGAGACACCCAAAUUUAGUCAAGCCGAGAAGCCAGCCAAUCCUCCGGCCCUUUUCUCAUCUCCUGCCGCAGCUACCUCACCCUCUACUCCUAGUGUCUUUACUCCAAAGCCGGCAGCCUCCACUCCCGCCGCAGCACCUCAAAGUCUGUUCAAGGUCAACGGAGAGAAGUCAACCGCGCCAGCUACAGGCAGUCAAUUGUCCAAGUCCUCCAACUUUAAGGAUCUGGAAUCUCCCAAGGUUGCAGGAGCUGUGGACAAUGCCGUCAAGGCUGACGUCGAAUCGGUUCAUCGUCUUCGCACUUUGAAUGAAUGCUUCAAGCGCGAGGUGGCCAAUGCCGAUCCAUCUGGCAAAGACUUUGAUGCAAUCCUGCAGUUCUAUCUCCGGGUUCGUGAUACCAUUGGAAUGCCUGUUGCUACCAAGCGCAAGGCCGCAGAAGAUGCUCCCAAUGGUGUAGUAUCCAAGAAGGUGAAAUCGGGUACUCCCAUCGAUGCAGAUGUUCCCACCCAAGCUGCCACAUCCAGUGCUGGGAAGACAUUCGGGACAACUCAGGAUGCGUCUCCCAACAGUAAGAAGAGAAGAUCGAUUGAUGAUGGCGAAGUCAAUGGUACCCCCAAACGUGUCAAUGGCGAUUCGACCACAGCCAACAUCUUCGCACAGUCAUUCUCCAAAUCGAAGACUACUGAGUCUGACCAGGACUCCACCCAUGAGAAAACCCCCUCGAAGCCAUCCACUCCAGCAGCCAAGCCUGUGUUGGUCUCUGCGACACCGGCGACUGAGUCAGCCAAGCCACAACUGUCGUUUUCAAGUUCAACCACGCAAGGUUCGACCUCUACCUCGCUCUUCUCAUCCUCGAUGUCAAGUGCGGCAACAACAUCUAGUGCAUCCAGUGGAACUGCACCAAAGAAUCCUUUUGUCCUCAAGCCUCUGGGCAGCCAGGAAAAUGGAACCUCUACAAGCUCCUUGCCCGCUCCCCCCAAGUUCAGUGCCCCAGCCGGUGGUAACUUCUUCGCUCAAUUCAAGGCUCAAUCCGAAAAGGAUGCCGAGAAAGAGAAAGCUAAGCGCAAAGCAGAGGACUUCGAUUCCGACGAGGAGGAUGAAGCUGAGUGGGAGCGCAAAGAUGCCGAACAACAGCGCAAGAAGCAAGAGGAGCAUGCCGCUCGAGGCAAGAAGCAUGCUAAAUUUGUUCCUGGCAAAGGAUUUGUUUUUGAGGACGAGGCUAUUGAGCCCGAGAAGACCGGAGAAGUUGCUGUUGCAAACAACUCUGGCGCUUCCGUCUUUGACAACCAAGAAAAGUCUGCACCUAAGUCCAGCAACAUCUUUGGACAUUUGUCAGCUACUCCCUCUGAAGCCGACGACGAUGUCAAUGACAAUGUCGAUGACGAAGACAACAACACCGAAGCGGCUUCAGACGUAGGGGAUGAUCAGGAGGACGUGGCGAAGACAUCGACCAGUGACUUUGCCUCUAACGCCGCAGAUUCUCCUGCACUCAGCAGCGAGGAUGGUGACUUUGCGAAGGCCCUUCAGAAGUCGAAGCCGGCCAGCAAUACGGAUGCAGUAGCGGGUGGCCGAAGCUUGUUUGACCGUGUCUCCGAACCUAAGCGUCAAGCCGAUGAAGAACAGAAGAACCCUGUUUCUACACUAUUUGGCUCCUCGAAAUUCUCCUCGUCUCUUAACACGCCAGUUUCUUCCACACAAGGUGGCACAUCUGACUCUGAGAAGUCAGCACUCAAGCCUGCGACAAGCAACCUUUUUGGUACCGCAAACACAGGAUCUAGCAUUUUCAGUUCUGCUGGCUCCAGCCCUGGCGGUGCUACUCCAUCCAUCUUCUCGAAGCCGUCCGGUGAUAAUACUUGGAAGCCUGACUCUCCGAUUAAGUUCGCAGCUAGCCCAUCUGCUUCGGGAUCUGCAACUCCGGCGGCAGCUGAACCCCCCAAGCCGUUUUCUUCUCUCUUCGGUGCCCCGUCAUCUCUGAACAAGGCUGGAUCUGGUAGCACCCAACCUUCGACUGGCUUUUCUUUUGGGAAUCCGUCCCUCCAGACUCCCUCCGUGCUAGGGUCGUCGGCUCUUGCGUCGGCUACAACUAGCCGCCAGUCCACCCCUGGUGUCGCUUCCGACACUGGAGCGGAAGAGUCCGGCGAUGGAGAUGCAGCUGAAAAUCUACCCCAGGCCGAUCUCCGCACUGGAGCCGGUGAAGAAGACGAAGAUGUUGUUCUCGAGAACCGAGCUCGUGCAAUGAAGCACAACAAAACCGAUGGCGCCUGGGAGAGUCAGGGCGUUGGAUUCAUCCGCGUCUUGAAGCAUCGGACCACCUCCCGCGGUCGUAUUCUUGUCAGAGCCGACCCGAGCGGAAACGUCGUUCUCAACACAUAUCUGGUUAAGGCCAUCUCAUACAAAGCGUCCGGCAACAGUGUCCAGUUUAUGGUACCUCAAGCCGAAGGACCGCCGGUCUUGUGGGCUCUCCGGGUUAAGACGAAAGACGAUGCAGAACGUCUCAGCAAGGCGAUGGAGGAGACUAAAUCUUAG
Molecule: messenger RNA, 4035 nt
Organism: Aspergillus aculeatinus CBS 121060
Lineage: Eukaryota; Fungi; Ascomycota; Eurotiomycetes; Eurotiales; Aspergillaceae
Product: RanBP1 domain protein
Exons: 2
Coding region: 1-4035 (1344 amino acids)
Biological process (GO): intracellular transport
Source: RefSeq, a predicted model, not a curated record